AUGCCCUGGACUUGGUUUCUUUCGCUCGAAAUGCAAUUCUUCAUUGUUGCUUGCUUGGUUUUACUUCUCGCAGAGAUCCACUCAGUCUAUGCGAUAAUUAUUGGAAUAGCCACGUUUGUCAUCUCCAUAUUAGCGUCCAUAGUAUGGGAAUCCAAUCCAAUCACCAACACUGAAUUCUCGCUAGACACUUAUAUGCAAAAUGAAUUGGCCGACUUCCAUUUGGUUUUCGACAACAUCUGUCUGCGCAUUUCUCCAUAUGUAUUGGGCGUUUGUGUCGGGUAUAUCUUGCAGCGCACACAAUCUAAUAUGAAAACGCAUAUUCUGAUACAAAUUUGUGGAUGGCUGGCUUACUUGCUAAUGUUCGGCUUAUUUAUAUUCGGUUACCAAUAUGGCUACGAAAUGCUACUGCCCAAUAUAAAAGCUGGGCGUUGGUGUCAGGCGAUACUCUUCACCAUUUCGCACGCGAUGUGGUCUCUGAUGCUGCUCUGGACUACUCUCACAGUUGAAACUCAUCAAACUUGGAAACCGCUGAACUUUUUGCUUGACGGGAGAUAUCUGCAUGCCUUGGAGCGUCUGUCACCGGUCAGUCUUCUUGGGGCUCCUCUCAUAAUCCGACUGCUCGUGUUCACAGGAGACACACCCAUUUACAACUCGAUAGGACAAACAUUUUCCAUAUUUAUCGGAUGUUUGCUAGUGACGUAUCUCAGCGCGCUUUUGCUUCACUUUUUAUUCGAUGGACCACUUUGUGCCAUUCUCCAGGAGACUAUACUUAAAUAGCAAGAAAGGAGAGCACACUUACAUAUGUACAGAUACAGAUAUAAAUUAAUUACAUG
This is a messenger RNA of Anastrepha ludens (Mexican fruit fly), 833 nucleotides long. RefSeq lists its product as uncharacterized. The record is from RefSeq and is a predicted model, not a curated record. Bases 1 to 777 code for a protein of 258 amino acids. NCBI's taxonomy places the organism in Eukaryota, Metazoa, Arthropoda, Insecta, Diptera, Tephritidae. The transcript is spliced from 4 exons.